Messenger RNA from Trichomonas vaginalis G3, 357 nucleotides. RefSeq lists its product as uncharacterized. The record is from RefSeq and is a predicted model, not a curated record. NCBI's taxonomy places the organism in Eukaryota, Parabasalia, Trichomonadida, Trichomonadidae. The transcript has a single exon. Bases 1 to 357 code for a protein of 118 amino acids.
AUGGAGCAUACUUUUGAUACAUUAUGCGAUGCAAUUUCGUUUGCCUUUCGCCAAGAGCAAACUUCAUUGCUAAGUCUAGACAAGAUAUGUGAAGUACUAUCAAAACCAGAUUUAUUUGUCAAUUCAAAAACCCAAGGAAUUAUACCAACCUCAACAAUUGCUCGGAGACGUAUUUCUAGUACCUUAUCAAGUUCAGAUUUAUUUGUACGUGCAGGUCCACCCAGAACUUGCCUCUGGGCUAUUCGUCCUAACAAUCCAACCUUCAUUAGUGACGGUGCGAUAGCAGCAUCAAUAGAGCAGAUGCUUACAACGAAUGGUCCCAUGACAACCGAACAGUUUGUCGAACGACCGAUUUAA